Molecule: messenger RNA, 2315 nt
Organism: Hermetia illucens (black soldier fly)
Lineage: Eukaryota; Metazoa; Arthropoda; Insecta; Diptera; Stratiomyidae
Product: carboxylesterase 5A
Exons: 4
Coding region: 50-2131 (693 amino acids)
Source: RefSeq, a predicted model, not a curated record
GUUCGGUCGUUAGUUUUCGCCGACGGUUAGUUGAGUGCACACGGAAAAGAUGAAAUUUCUAAUUAUUAUUGGUUGCUUCUUUCCCCUACUUUGUGAUGCAAUUUUGGAAUCAGUGAAUAGUGAAACAGAGCAUAGACGUGUUAAACGAAUUGUCGGAGGUCAACCAGCUCAGCCACCCCCACCUGAUGAUCCGGUUGUCUUUGCACGUAUGUAUAACCGUGAUGCCCGGGUAGAAGGAUUCCGCAACAUUCGAACAGGCUUGUAUUCAUUCCUGGGUAUACGUUACGCUAAUGCACCAACAGCAGAAAACAGAUUCACUCGUCCUUUUUAUCGAAGACUUGAAGGAGAUAUAACUGCUACGAAAUAUGGUCCACCUUGUCCACAACCUGAUCAAAACAAUCCAAUGCGUGUCCUUGGGGACGAAGACUGUCUCUUGCUGAAUGUGUUCACACCGCGAAUGCCAGAUGAGACGACGGGGCUACCAGUUUAUGUUUGGAUUCAUGGCGGAGGUUUUCGCUACGGAUCAGCUAAUCAGUAUGGAGCUGAGCCGCUGACACAGAAAGGUGUUUUAUUUGUUCCAGUUCAGUAUAGACUCGGCAGUCUUGGUAUUAUUGGAGAACGGAAUAAAGAUUUCAGUGGAAAUCUUGCACUGUUUGAUAUGGAAGCAGCUUUACGCUGGGUUACAGAGUAUAUAUCGUUUUUUGGUGGAGAUCCGAAGCAAAUAAAAGUUAUCGGUCAUGGUUCAGGAGCAGCAAGUGCCAUGUAUUUAACUAUGUCUAGGAUACCAAGAGCUAGAGCAAUAUCCGGCACCGUGGCAAUGUCUGGUUCAGCCUUAUCUCAAUAUGCGCUUGAUAAAAAGCCCGUCCAAUCUCUUGAGGAAAUUGCAACUAUCAACGAAUGUCCAGCGACAAAUGAAACUGAAAUUGUGAGAUGUCUCCGGGAGAAAAGCAUCGAAGAUAUCAUUUUGCGUGAUUCAGCUGUCGAAACAGAACGCCUCCAAGGACGUGCUAUGAUUCAGGCUAUUGCAGGCGGUGUUGGUUUCAAUCCGCAUGUCGAAACCGAAGAUGACAAUCGUGGUUUGCCCGGAUUUAUUGUUCGCGAGCCGAACGUAACUCUAAAAGAGAAGAAAUUUCGCAAGGUGCCGUUAUUGAUUGGCGUUACAAAAGACGAGACUGCUAAUGGCGUUACACUUGAAGCUGUAACGAAAAUUUGGGGAAGUGUUGAAAACUUCCUACAGUCAUUGAUUGGUGAGAUUCUUGGAUUGAAAGGGUUGCUGAGUUUGGAUAAGGUAACCGGAGAAAUCGUGGCACCAAUUCUACCUGGAUUGGAGAAAGUUGCUUUAAGUCUGGCUGAUUAUUUAAAGAUCCCUCAAGGAUUGCCACUAGAGCAGGUGAUUUCAAAGCUAACCGAAACAACGACGGACAUCCUUUUCAACUUACCAGCAGUACUAUCAGCAGACUUAUGGAGCUUUGUAGCACCAGCAUACCUCUACAGUUUCGAGCAUAUCAGUAAAUCGACGGCUGGGAAAGACUUCUUGGGACAAUUACCUAUAACAGCUGGAGAUGGUGGAGUCAAUAUUUCGGCCCACGGCGACGAAUUAGGAUUCUUAUUCGAUGUCAACGAUAUCUUUGGAAAUCCCAUCCCAGGAAAAAAACUAACGGCUGAAUCCGAUUUACGAGUUCGUAACAGUAUUACUGAACUCUUAGCAAGAUUCGCUACGAUCGAUCCGAGUUCAAAGACAAAUGCUGACGGCCUCUUUCAGGCGUUCAGUCGUAACGGUGCACCUUUCAUUAAAAUUACUGAAAAAUUAGAAACUGGUGCUGAUUUCCGAUUUUGCUCGCUGUCACUGUUCGGUGUACCCCUGCAAGCGUUGAAAGCGUUAACGUGCGAAGGACUUCUGAAGAAUUUGAGCCCGUUGACUAAUGUUGCUGGCGAAUUGGGCUCUCAGUUGACAGGGACAUUGGGUUUGGGUGGGACAGGCUCCGGACUGCUUGGAGGUGGAGGAACUGCAGAAUCGUCGCAACCUGGUGCUGGAGGCCUUUUGGGAACUGGACUCUUGGGAACCGGGAAUACACCAGCCAAACCAACAAAAAAGCGGCCUAACCAGGGACUAGGUUUGCUCGGGCUGUAGGGUUGUUUGACUCUCUAUUUAAAAACAGAUCGAACUAAUCUACCUGGUAAGCAAUUAACUAGGAAGAUAAACAAAAAUUUAACUGUUUUUAAUUAACUAUAAUAAAAUUACCAUUUUAUAUGUAUAUUUUUCACAUUUUUUUCUGACAUUUUUAUAAAAUAAAAUUGUUUAAUGAUUUGUUUUA